Molecule: messenger RNA, 568 nt
Organism: Vigna umbellata (rice bean)
Lineage: Eukaryota; Viridiplantae; Streptophyta; Magnoliopsida; Fabales; Fabaceae
Source: RefSeq, a predicted model, not a curated record
AUUUAUGCAGGCGUUAUAUUAUAUGGAGGACCUGUGGCAAGUUCUCUGUUAAAUAUUCCACAAGCACAUUCAUUUCAUCAUGAGUACAGUUCGCUGGCUUGCACCGUCGAAAUUGUGGAUGACGUGUAUGCAGCUAUUGAUCAUAUAAAUCUGUAUGGAAGUGCACAUACUGAUUCGAUCGUUGCUGAAGAUAACGAAGUAGCUAAUGUGUUUCUACGCCAAGUAGACAGUGCUGCUGUUUUUCACAAUGCAAGCACCAGAUUCAGUGAUGGGGCACGAUUUGGACUAGGCGCCGAGGUUGGAAUUAGUACAAGCAGGAUUCAUGCUCGAGGUCCAGUAGGAGUUGAGGGAUUGUUAACAACAAGAUGGAUACUAAAAGGAAGGGGACAAGUGGUAGAUGGUGAUAGAAGCGUUGUCUACACCCACAAAGACCUUGCAAUUUAAUUUUAAUGGUGCUUUGAUUCCUUUUGUAGCCUUUUCGUUUUUUUUUUCAAGUAGAGAACGACAUUUGUACGGUUAAAUAAAACCGGGUAAUUUAUAUCAUUUGCUUGUUCCUUUUUGUCUAGAA